Molecule: messenger RNA, 690 nt
Organism: Recurvomyces mirabilis
Lineage: Eukaryota; Fungi; Ascomycota; Dothideomycetes; Mycosphaerellales; Teratosphaeriaceae
Gene: FMP52
Product: Protein fmp52, mitochondrial
Exons: 3
Coding region: 1-690 (229 amino acids)
Biological process (GO): import into nucleus
Cellular component (GO): cytoplasm
Molecular function (GO): NAD binding; oxidoreductase activity, acting on the aldehyde or oxo group of donors, NAD or NADP as acceptor
Source: RefSeq, a predicted model, not a curated record
AUGGCUACCAACGUGGCACUAGUGGGCAGUACUGGCCUCGUGGGCUCUCAGAUCUUGACAUCACUGGCCAACCUCCCCAAUGUGACCACAAUCCACGCCUUUUCACGCAAAGAGCUCUCUGGAGGACCCAAAGUUCAAGGCAUCACAUCUUCCGACUCAGAAGCAUGGCCGACACAAUAUCCGUCUGGAGCCCAGCUCUUCCUCUCGGCCCUAGGCACUACACGAGCACAAGCUGGAGGCUUCGAUAAGCAGCGAAGGAUCGACUAUGACCUCAACCUGGAUCUGGCAAAAGCAGCAAAGGCAGCUGGCACGAAGGCUUAUGUGCUUAUCUCUUCGAGCGGAGCGAAUAGUUCCUCGGCUUUGGGAGGGUAUAUGAAGAUGAAAGGCGAAUUGGAAGAUGCUAUCAAGGCACUGGAAUUCGACCAUAUGAUUAUAGUGCGGCCUGGGCUGCUGGUUGGCUCACGUAAUGAUACGCGGACUGCAGAGUUCGCUCUCCAGAAAGUGGCGUCUUUCAUGGGUUCUAUCAGUGGUAGCAAACUGAAGGACUUCUGGGCUCAAGAUGCCGACACCGUCGCCAGGGCUGCCAUCAAGGCUGGAAUGGAUGCUUUGGAAGGGAAGCAAGCCGAGAAGGUCAGAGUGUUGUCUCAGUCCGACAUUAUCAGGCUGGGCAGGAUGGAGGGGAAACAAUAG